Molecule: messenger RNA, 1224 nt
Organism: Drosophila eugracilis
Lineage: Eukaryota; Metazoa; Arthropoda; Insecta; Diptera; Drosophilidae
Exons: 1
Coding region: 160-1020 (286 amino acids)
Biological process (GO): cellular response to hydrogen peroxide
Source: RefSeq, a predicted model, not a curated record
UGUUUUUCUGUGAAUGUAACACAUACAUACAAUAAAAAUAGAAAAAAGGAAAGAAAAAGUGUUUUUAAGCUGCUCAUUUGCACUUCAAAACAUUACACACAAAUCCGCUGAGUUAAUAUAGCUGAGUACAAACUAUAAGCACACAGAUUUGGCUGCAAAAUGGCAUCUGAAGAGUUGCCAGCUGAUCUGGAUAAGCUGAAAAUAACACAAACUCAUCCUCUCAUCAAGCCUGUCGAACGGAAUCCAUUUUAUGAUGCAGAGAAUGGAUUCGAUCCGUCUAAUAGCUCAGAGGCUAUCACGAGCUCUAAACCCAGAUCACAACAUCGAUGGAAAUGCAGACCCCGCCGAAGAUCUGAAAGUUGCCUACAGGAUUGCAAGCAAGAUGAUUCCUUUGUUCCAGCUGAAUCAUUUGAGAUUGUUAGUCCUUUGAGUUGUUCCCACGGAGUCCAAAAACAAACUCAAAAGCGAAAUUACCACGCCCCAGCGAGGAAAAGCAUAUUUCGUCAGCCCAUUUUGAAGGCCUUGAACAGUUGCGACCAUGGAAAAUGGAUUGUACGCAGUGGUCGGAUUAUUUCCUGCAAAUUAAAUGAAGAAUCAAGUGAUAUUAAUGGUCUGGUCAAUGAAGAUUUAAAAUCGAGUUGCUCAUGCGCAUGUCGUGAUAUUAUUGGUGAAUGUAAUUAUAUGCUCGGUGAAUCAAAGAGAAGCACGCUGGGAAAUAGUUGGCACUUAACGAAGAACUGCAAUUUAACAAAGGCUCGACACUCUGGUAGUGUUGUAGAAGGGCCAGGACCUUCAGGACUUCACAGCCAUAAGAGCGACUCAUUCGCCGUCUCCGCCGCCACGAGAUCUCUGUCAGCGGUUUCGUUAAUGGGAGCCACGUGCUCGCAACAGGCCAGCUACAAUUCCGCAAGCCCCGGGAACUGCGAUGAUGUUACCAUCGGUGAGCUGGCCAGCUACUUCGACACCAUUGUUCAUAUUCCAAAAAAGAUGUCAUCAAUGGCUGAGAUGAUGUAUAUAUAAUUAUCGAAUCGUAAACAAUAUUACUUCAUACCUUUUCUCUAAAUCUAUUUGUAAGUUUCAAGUGUACGAUAUGUAUGUUAUUUGUGAAUUUAAUUACACAAUACCAGCCCUUUCUAAUUUGAGUUGAUUAAUCUAAAUAUUUAUACUGUAUAAUAUGUACAUAGUCAUUGGUAUAUUCUGCAAAUUACAUCAUUUCUAAAUACA